UGCUGCUUUGACAUGCUUUGUUUACGUCGCGAAGUUUAAGGCUGACAUGGUCCGCGAGGAGCUGGCGGUCCGUCUCAACGACAGGGAGUAUAAAAACUGGCUGAAAGCCGGACGGUGUCUGCUCAUACUGAAGGAGGGUCUGCACCCCUUCGUCAGCCACCACACGAGAGCUUUCCACGCAGAUCUGCUCAAUCAAAGCCCGCUGCUGCGGAAACCGUGCGAGACGUCUUGGUGCAAACCGAAAAGGAAUCAGCUUUCCUCGGCAUGCAGGGCGUGUGCAGGGUGGCAGACGGUGAUCCUGAGACACCGCAGGCAGCCAGAUGCCACGGUGAACUGGGACAACUGUUUCCCUCCCAGCUGGAGGACAGACCACUGGGAACUGGCCAAGGCCUUCAUGCCGCGGGGUCAGGGGAAAGUGAAGGUGGCAGAGCAAUGCGAUGCCUCUGCUCUGCUCAACCUAAUCAACCACUGUGAUUGUUUCCACUUUGUGGAUCCAAAAUGUGUGAGAGAGGUGAUCCGUUUCAGGAACGAGUUGAUGCAUUCCUGUGAGUUGCGUGUGAAGGAUGAAUGGAUGAGACACUACCAGACCAGUGUGAGAAAGCUUGUGCGGCACCUCGACCAGGUACCACAGAUGGCAACAGCUGGAAAGCAGAUCGAGGAGAUGCUGAGCCUUGAUCUGUCAAUAUGUGUCUCUGGCUUGGACCGAAUGGAUUCCGCUGCCCUGGAUGGAUUGGAGAGCGAUUCUGUCUGCCAAUGGGAGACCAGCGCCGGCUUGAUCAGCCAAUGGGAGGCUGAGUUGCUACAAGAGAGGCUGCAGGAGUUACUGCACCCCGCUGACGAUGAUGCAAAGACACAGGACACGGAGCAGCUGAAGAGGCUGGGCGGUUUCCUGCAGGCCAACAGAGAUCUGAGCGAGAGGUUUUCUGCAGAGCUCAAAGCCAUCAACGCACUGGAGGCCAGAGAAUAAGACGAAGGAAAAAUGAGGAGCAUGUUGUGCAUUAUGUCUUUGUAUUUACUUCCUGAAAUAGGUUGAUGUCAAACUUGAAGCAGAUCAAGGGAUUUGUGACAGAAUGUAUGUGCAUGUAAAGGAUGUCAUUGAAAAGGUAAAUAAAUAAAAAAACAACAGAAAA
Anarrhichthys ocellatus (wolf-eel) is the source of this 1130-nucleotide messenger RNA. RefSeq lists its product as uncharacterized. Bases 47 to 967 code for a protein of 306 amino acids. The record is from RefSeq and is a predicted model, not a curated record. The transcript has 6 exons. Lineage: Eukaryota; Metazoa; Chordata; Actinopteri; Perciformes; Anarhichadidae.